Molecule: messenger RNA, 665 nt
Organism: Bradysia coprophila
Lineage: Eukaryota; Metazoa; Arthropoda; Insecta; Diptera; Sciaridae
Product: flexible cuticle protein 12-like
Cellular component (GO): chitin-based extracellular matrix
Molecular function (GO): structural constituent of chitin-based larval cuticle
Source: RefSeq, a predicted model, not a curated record
UCCGAUGCAACCGUAUCAUUCGUUUAAUUUAUCUCGGUCCGUUCAUACCAAAAAGUCUUACAAAAAGUGUUAAAUAACAAUGGCCAGGAUCGCUGCUUGUUUGUUAAUCGUUGUCAUUGUCAGUGGAGUACUUUCGGCACCAGCACCGCAAGAAGACGUUCAAGUGUUACGAUACGAUAACAACAAUCAAGGAGAUGGAAAUUAUCAAUACACAUAUGAAUUGAGUAAUGGUCAAAUUCACUCCGAAGCUGGUGGACUAUCGAAUGGUGACGGUUCCGAAGAUCCGUACACAGUAGUUUCUGGUGCCUACUCCUAUGUAGGACCCGAUGGCGUCACAUAUUGGGUCACUUACACAGCCGAUGAAGAUGGUUUCCAUCCGAUUGUCGGUCAAGGACCAGGAGGUAUUCAAGGAGGCGGUUCAGCGUCAUUGGAUCCGAGUGUUUUCAAAUCGUUGGUCGGUUAAGAAAUGAAUAGAAUUUUAGGAUAUUGCGUUAAUUCACUAGAUUAAUUGAAUUUGUCUGUUUUUUUUUCUGGUUAUUCAGAGUUUUUGAAUAAUUUUUCCGUUUUUUUCACUUAUCGUUCGUUAUGCGUCUAUAUUAAAUGCAUUGAACGAAUCUCGCUGCAAGAGGGAAACCUAUCAAAUUAAUAAAAUAGAUAAACCAACC